AUGUACGCGUCCGUGGAGCCCGAUUUUACACGUCAAUUACUCUCUCCAGGACUUCGUGUGGCCUACACCGACGAAGGCGGCGUCUGGCAAUUUCUCGCUCCCUCUUUAAUGCAGCGUCUUCCUUUACGUGGCAUUGAAUGGCGUAACCUCGUUGGAGUGACGAAAUGUAUCAACCAAUUGCCACUUUAUUUUAUGGAACUUUCAAGUGCAAAUAUUACACCAAAAGUGCCAUUUAAUUGGAUUUAUUUGGUCAAAUGUGAAGAUUUUGACACUUACAAACAUAUGGUACGACCGGCAAUAGCCACUUGGGUCGAUGCGAUGACAGUUGCUCAAAUUGAGUGGUUGCUCCUUUAUGUGCCAAUGGGUACACAUCCCAAAACAGCUGGAAAUGUACCCCAUCCCAUUUAUAGGAAGAUUUUUGACAAGUUGAAAACGGAUUUUGGACAGAAAAAGAACAGUUCCUUGCUUGGACCCACUAGUGGUGGUUCGAGCUCGGUUUUCUAUGAGCGGGUGUGUAAAAUUGAUACUUUAGAGGGGACAAGUAUUGUCGGACAGCAACAACAACAUGAAUCGCAGUGGACAGAGUUGGUCAUGAGAUUAAAAUGUUGCAUCAUGAGUGCAUUCGAGCUCAAGUGUUUUCAGUAUGAAGAAAAGCUACGGAUUCUGGAUGGAAAACGAAAUGCCGUUGGAUGGAAUUUUGGAGAUUUCUUUGUCGCCAAAGAAAGACUGGCGUUGAUGUAUCAAGAUAUGUAUUUACAAGACGAUGCUAUUCGACAUUUGGACGAGUUAGACGCAAUUUUCGUCAACUUAAAUGAGACGGAAAAACAAGUGUUCCAAGACAAUAGCAAGACUUGUUUUGAAUGGCACGAUCCCGUCUUUACGCAGUCUCCAUUGGCAUUAGAUCUUUCCGAAAUCCAGCAGUCCAUUGCGUCGAAUUGCGCGUCAGCUCGUCUUGUCUCGCUCUACUGUUUCUGUCGACAAAUUCGGACGCUUUACGUUAUGGGUAAUUUUCCGCAGCUGCUAAAGCGUGCUAGUUCAUUUAUUGAGUUCUUUCUGGCUGAAUUGAAGGAGUUAGCAGCGGAAGGCAAGUUAAAGUGGUAUCAACCAUUUCUGUGGGCGGUGGGCGCAUGUAUGGAAGUUUCAUAUGCAUGUGAGCUGUCGUGGAGUGGCCGUGAUGAAGAGUGGACUGCUUCCAGUGUGUCUGUCCAAGUCGCACAAGCGAUUCCUGUCGAAGAGAUGUCUCGUGCACUCGGAAAUGUAUUGUAUCUUGCCCGGCGGGUGCUAAAGAAUUUUGCAAAGUGCAGAAAGUCCAGGAAUGGUUCUCAUAUGCCAUUUACAAACUUGUCGGAUGUGGAUGCUGAUGCGGAUGAUGCAGAAGCGUCAAUAACGUGGUAUCAGGAACUCGAACAAGUGUUUGUAGCUGCAGAAUGGCGGCGAUCUGAGACCUGCGACUCCUAUGAGCGUUGUCUGUCCGAGGUAUCACACCUCGCUUCAAUGCACUUUUCACAGUCUGGACGCCAUCGUUUUGCCGUGUAUCUUGGAGGAGAAUGUGCUCAGUACCACCUCGCACGUGGAGAGUUUGACAGCGCAUCGCGACUUUUGCGUUCGCUUGCCCGGCAAAGCGAAGAGGACGGUUGGUGGACAAUAUUUGGUGUUUGUGUCCAAAGCAUCUGUCGGGCUGAGCUGGCCUUAGGACGAUCCGCACAAGCGGUUGCAGCCUUCUUUAGUAUGUUACGACAUGCGCAGAAAGAACAAGUGAGUGUGAGCAAAGAGGAGAUGAAAGAGCUACUGAUUACUCUCGUGGCUAGUCUUGAGAGUAAUGGUGAUGCAGAUAAUUCUGUUAAUUCGGUGGUAGAUACGGAAAAGUCCAGCAGCAUGUCCGAGAUCAAUUUGGGCGAAUUACUCAGUCCUUCAAUGACCGUCGAGACGACGCAGGCUAGCAGUAGUGAACUGGAGCACGGGGACAUCCGUGUCACACUGGUUAUUGCAAAUGAUUUUCCGGCAGGAGUAGAUCUCGAUAAAGUUUGCGCUCGCUUUUCAGCAAUACCAGAAUCACACGAGAGUUCUUUUCAAAAAGAUGUGUUGCACCAUGACGAUCUGGGAUGGAACGAAGACAGAAUUGCUGGUGCUUCUGUCGAACACGACAAGAACACCAUACUAGAUGCCGACUUGACAUCUACGCACGAUUGCAGUCACCGUAGCAAAACUAAAAUGGUCGAGUCAGCGAUAACUCCUGAUGAUACGGUUGAAAAUGUCGGCGGAGAGCACAAGCAUGGCACAGAAUUACUUCUGGAGAAGAGGAAUAUCCACCUCGAUGAGAAAACGGGUGUCAAUCUGGUGUUCUUGCACUCGGGCGUUCCGGUAGGGCAGUACACAUGCACUGGGAUAGAAUGCGUCAUCGCGGGAAGCACUUUUCACUUGUUUCCUCCUAGCGCGCUUUUUUUCGCUAAUUUUGAAAUCGCUGCCAAAGAGAGAGCGGUCCAUGUUGGCAUUGACGGUGCCCCAUUACUUAUACCGCGGCCAUUGUCUGAGGUGGAAACUAUUGCAGUCUCCAUCCGAGCGAACGACAAUAUGGUGGUGAAUGGAAUUCUAGAGCUACGUGUUUUUCGACGCAUCAGGAAUGGAAGCUGUGAUAAUAAUGCCACGCAAAACAAUGAAGAAGAAGAAUUAGAAGAAGGCGGAAGUGGUAGCGAGGAAGGGUGCGGGGCCCACUUGAUUGGGAUACAACAGCUUGAUGAGUCGGAUACCACAGCAUCACUAGAAGAUACCAAGAACAACCAUGUUGCAAGUCACGGAGGAUGCGGCAAUUUGUUGAGUGUUGCACUACCGACAUUAUUCCGUGGUGAAUUACUGCGAUAUGCCGUGACCGUAACGAUACCUCCAAUCGAUUCCACUGGAAGCAGCUCUGAGCGAGAGAACGAAGAUAACACCAUCGUUACUGUCCGUGCAAGUGUACGAUAUCAACGGGAACGGGUGAAUGCAAAUGCACCAAUAACGACUACAGAAAUACGCUACACCGAAUCAAUUUUUCGCUUGCUACAACCGUUGACCGAGGAAGUGCAGCUUCGACGCGUGGGCACGAGGAUAUUUGCCUCCAUCGCACUCGUAUGUAAUCCUUUUAUUUCCGUUGUGCUCCGACACUACUGUUUGCGAUGCUUUGGACAAGUCGGCAAUGCUUCUGUGCACGAUCCGGUAAUAGCAGUGGAGCAGGAUCCGAACACGAAGUUACGGGGCACGAAUCUUCGCCCAAACGACCGUGUAUAUCUCGCAUUCACAUUAGCUUGCUCCCCAGCUUUUGAGAAGGAAAGUAGUGGCAGCUACUGCUCACUUGAAUUGGAUCUAAAGUAUGGCGCUGAUGAAACGUGGCUAAAGACCAUGGCUAUACAUGUGCCGCUAAAAGAAGUGGAGGGAAAACGCUACCGGAUUGAUGUACUCCCGAGAGGCCAGGACGAGGCCCACACGUUUAUGGGCGAACUUGUUGAAGCCACUGUAAGCAAGCCUGUAACGUUCCAAAUCCAUGUGCAAGAGGAAGUUUCACACUUUAACAUGGCCACCAUGGCAGAUGACACAGAUACAUUGUCUCUUUGUCUUAACGAAAGCAGCGAGGACGAUUGGAUUCUCGUGGGUAAGCAGCUCGAGCGCUUCAAUUUAGGACCGUGUUUGGAAAGCCACGGCAAUCGUCGGCGCGAGUUCAGUACACAGAAAAGGCUCUUAGCCACUCGGCCAGGCAUACUUUGCUUCCCUGGGUUUCACCUUGAAGUUAAUGGCCAGACGAUCCCAGUAGCACGUGUUCAUUGUCAACAGAGCUGUCGUCAAGUAAUUGUAAGCUAG
Peronospora farinosa is the source of this 3831-nucleotide messenger RNA. The record is from the annotation of a GenBank genome assembly. NCBI's taxonomy places the organism in Eukaryota, Oomycota, Peronosporomycetes, Peronosporales, Peronosporaceae.